AUGAUUAGUUGUGGCUAGAUAGUCUCAGACACUGUUAAAAUUUCUCGAAAUGUUCCCACAUCAUGCACCAACCAGUUGACAUUGUUGUCAAUGGUAAUGAUAACAAAUGAUUGUAGAAACAAGAAAUGAUCAGAUAUUGGGAUUUACUACUUUGUGUUAAACUGAAAUAACACUUGCUCCUCAACUAUGGAACCGAAGCCGCCACCACCACCAAGUUUGGUUUUUUGUGUUAAUGGUGAGAGGUUUGAGCUCUCCCACGUUGACCCAUCAAUCACUUUGCUCGAGUUCUUGCGUGCUCACACUCGCUUCAAGAGUGUUAAGCUUGGUUGUGGUGAAGGUGGUUGUGGUGCUUGUGUAGUUUUAAUCUCCAAAUAUGAUCCUGUGCAUGACAAAGUUGAGGAUUUUACAGCAAGCUCAUGUCUCACGCUACUUUGCAGCAUACAUGGAUGUUCAAUAACAACAAGUGAAGGCAUUGGAAAUAGUAAAGACGGGUUUCAUCCAAUUCAUGAAAGAAUUGCAGGAUUCCAUGCCACUCAAUGUGGCUUCUGUACUCCUGGAAUGUGUGUUUCACUCUUCGGAGCUCUUGUCAAUGCUGAAAAGACCAAUCGUCCAGAACCACCUUCUGGAUUCUCAAAAGUUACUGCUACUGAGGCUGAAAUGGCUAUUGCAGGUAACCUUUGUCGCUGUACUGGGUAUAGACCCAUUGCUGAUGCCUGCAAAAGCUUUGCAGCUGAUGUUGAUAUGGAGGAUUUGGGAUUCAACUCUUUUUGGAGAAAGGGAGAGAGCAACGACAGAAAACUAAGUAGGUUGAGUCAUUAUAACCAAAAUCUUAGCAACAUUAGAUUUCCUUUGUUUUUGAAGGAAAUUAAGCCUAAUGUCUAUUUGGCUACUGAGAAAAACAGUUGGCAUAGUCCUACAAGUCUAGAGGAGCUUCAGAAAUUAUUGGCACUGAGCCAAGUCAAUGGAACCAGGAUAAAACUUCUUGUUAGUAAUACGGGUAUGGGAUAUUACAAAGAUAAUGAAAGCUAUGAUAUGUAUAUUGAUAUAAGGGGCAUUCCUGAGCUCUCAAAGAUCAGGACAGAUCAGACAGGGAUUGAAAUUGGUGCAGUAGUCACAAUAUCUAAAGCUAUUGAGGCACUGAAGACAGAGAGCAGAAAUGAAUUUCUCUCAGAUUAUGUAAUGAUACUUGAAAAGGUUGCUGACCAUAUGAGCAAAGUUGCCUCAGGGUUUAUUCGGAACACAGCCAGUGUAGGUGGCAAUUUACUGAUGGCACAAAAGAAUCAUUUUCCCUCAGAUAUUGCUACUAUACUUCUUGCUGUAGAUGCAAUGGUUCACAUAAUGACUGGUGCGCAAUUUGAGUGGCUUGCAUUGGAGGAAUUUCUGGAAAGACCACCAUUAAGUUUGGAAAGUGUGCUUUUAAGCAUUAAAAUUCCUAAUUUGGAACUCAAUAAAAAUGAAUCGUUGGAACCAAAAAGUAGAUUCCUCUUUGAAACUUACCGAGCUUCUCCUCGCCCUCUUGGAAAUGCCCUUCCCUACUUAAAUGCUGCUUUCCUGGUUAAGAUGUCUCCAAUCAAGGAUUCUGGUGGAACUGUUAUAGACACUUGUAGGUUCUCUUUUGGUGCUUAUGGAGCUAAGCAUGCAAUCAGAGCAAAAAAUGUUGAGGAAUUUUUAGUUGGAAAGUUGUUAAGUAUUAGCAUUUUAUAUGAUGUUAUCAACUUGGUUACAGCCACUAUAGUACCCAAGGAUGCAACCUCAAACGCUGCUUACCGUUCGAGUUUGGCAGUUGGUUUUAUUUUUCAGUUCUUUAACCCACUGAUUGACAGUCCUGAAGGAAAAGCCAAUGGAUAUAGUAAUCUUCCAUUUGUAAAGGCUUUUGAAUUAAAAGAGAAUCAAAAGCAGGUUCAUCAUGACAAAGUUCCAGCUUUACUGUCAUCUGGGAAGCAAGUCCUAGAAGCAGGCACUGAAUAUAAACCUAUUGGUGAGCCAGUCAUCAAAUCUGGAGCUGCACUACAAGCUUCAGGUGAGGCUGUGUAUGUGGAUGACAUUCCAUCACCGGAAAAUUGCCUCCAUGGAACAUAUAUUUAUAGUGCAAAACCUUUAGCAAGAGUAAAGAGUAUAAACCUCAGCCCUGAAUUACAGCUGGAUGGAGUGAGGGAUAUCAUUUCAAGUAAAGACAUUCCCAAUGGCGGGCAGAACAUUGGAUCAAAUAGUAGAUUUGGAGAUGCUGAACCUUUAUUUGCUGAAGAGAUAGCUAGAUGUGUUGGGGAACGUCUUGCCUUUGUGGUUGCAGAUACUCAGAAACUUGCAGAUAUGGCUGCAAACUCUGCUAUUGUUGAUUACUGUACUGAAAAUCUUGAACCACCUAUCCUAACUGUGGAAGAAGCUGUUAAAAGAUCUAGUUUUUUUCAAGUACCUCCUUUUAUGUUCCCAAGACAAGUUGGUGAUGUAUCAAAAGGAAUGGCUGAUGCAGAUCACAAGAUUCUUUCUGCUGAGUUGAAACUUGGGUCUCAAUACUAUUUCUAUAUGGAGACACAAACUGCACUUGCUGUACCAGAUGAAGACAAUUGCAUUACUGUUUACAGUUCAAGUCAAUCCCCUGAAUCUGUGCAUUCUACAGUAGCAAGAUGCCUAGGUAUUCCUCAAAAUAAUGUUCGCGUAAUCACAAGAAGGGUUGGUGGAGGUUUUGGCGGAAAGGGCAUGAAAUCCGCAUCAGGUUCUACAUCAUGUGCAUUGGCAGCGUACAUACUACGGCGCCCUGUCAGAAUGUAUCUAAACCGAAAGACUGAUAUGAUAAUGGCUGGAGGAAGGCACCCCAUGAAGAUAACAUACAGUGUUGGGUUCAAGAAUGAUGGCAAAAUUACAGCAUUAGAACUUGAGAUAUUGGUGAAUGCAGGUUUAUAUGCAGAUGUUAGUCCAAUAAUACCAAACAACAUGAUUGGUGCACUUAAAAAGUAUGACUGGGGUGCACUCUCUUUUGAUAUAAAGCUAUGCAAAACAAACCAUCCAAGUAGAUCUGCAAUGAGGGCCCCUGGUGAUGCACAAGGAUCUUACAUUGCUGAAGCUAUAAUAGAAAAGGUUGCAGCUACACUUUCAAUGGAUGUAGAUUCUGUCAGAAGCAUUAAUCUUCAUACAUACACAAGUCUUAAGGCAUUCUAUGAGAACUCUUGUGGUGAACCUCAUGAGUAUACUUUGCCUUCAAUAUGGAGUAAGUUAGCUGUUUCUGCAAACUACGAACUGAGAGUAGAAAUGGUGAAUGAGUUUAACAGGAUCAACACUUGGAAAAAGAGGGGACUUUCUCGUGUGCCAGUGAUGUAUGAGGUGCUUGUAAGAGCAACUCCUGGAAAAGUUAGUAUUUUUUCAGAUGGGUCUGUUGUUGUUGAAGUUGGAGGAAUUGAAUUGGGUCAGGGUCUUUGGACAAAGGUGAAACAGAUGGCUGCAUAUGCUCUCAGUGCACUUCAAUGUGAUGGAAGUGAUGGCCUCUUGGACAAAGUACGAGUUGUACAAUCUGAUACAGUGAGCUUGAUUCAAGGGGGGUUAACUGCUGGGAGCACUACAUCAGAGUCAAGUUGUGAAGCUGUUAGGCUUAGCUGCAAUAUCUUGGUUGAGAGGUUAAAGCCUCUUAAGGAAAAGCUACAGAAGGAAAUGGGUUUUAUUAAGUGGGAGACGCUUAUUAUUCAGGCAUACGCCCAAGCUGUGAAUUUAUCAACAUCUUCAUUGUAUGUACCCAGUAAUAACUCGAAUAGGUACAUUAAUUAUGGGGCUGCAGUAAGUGAGGUGGAAAUAGAUCUUUUGACUGGAGAAACCAGAUGUUUGCGAACAGAUAUGAUCUAUGAUUGUGGGCAGAGUCUCAAUCCUGCAGCGGAUUUAGGACAGAUUGAAGGAUCUUUUGUCCAGGGUUUGGGUUUUUACAUGCUUGAAGAAUAUGAAACAAAUCUUGAUGGUUUGGUCUUAGCAGACGGCACAUGGAAUUACAAAAUUCCCACAUUAGACACUAUUCCUCAAAAGUUUAAUGUUCAAAUCCUCAACAGUGAGCAUCACCGACAACGUGUUCUGUCUUCAAAGGCUUCUGGUGAACCACCUUUACUUCUUGCAACUUCUGUUCACUGUGCCACAAGAGCAGCUGCUAAAGAAGCCAAGAAACAGCUUCUAUCAUGGAGUAACUCUGAUGGACCAGAUUCAACAUUUCAGUUGGAGGUGCCAGCAACCAUGCCUGUGGUGAAGGAGCUCUGUGGACUUGAUGUUGUAGAAAGAUACUUGAAAUGGAAAAUGGGCUGGAACAAAAGAAACUCAACUCAUUAUGCAAAUGGAACAGUGAUUUAAUAUACUUAUUAUUGUUUUUAUGGAAGAAAAAUAAGUGAUGUGUUUUAAAUUCACAUAAGAUAAGAAACAUAAAUGCCAGUUCAGGCUGUUCUUCUGUAUUAUAGUUUUUGUAUGAAGAAUAAGAACAAGUUUAACUCAGGUUUCUUACUUCUACUUACCUUGGAUUUUAUUUAUUAAAGAUUACAUGACAUU
Abrus precatorius (Indian licorice) is the source of this 4512-nucleotide messenger RNA. Its product is annotated as indole-3-acetaldehyde oxidase-like. NCBI's taxonomy places the organism in Eukaryota, Viridiplantae, Streptophyta, Magnoliopsida, Fabales, Fabaceae. The transcript is spliced from 10 exons. The record is from RefSeq and is a predicted model, not a curated record. The coding region runs from base 187 to 4320 and encodes 1377 amino acids. Gene Ontology annotation, molecular function: iron ion binding; FAD binding; oxidoreductase activity.